GUCUUCAAAGCUUCCCAUUUGCAGCCUCAAAACCAAAAGCCAAGUUCCCUUCCCUGCCACCUCUCUAUAACAGCAAGAGCAUACAUAACAUUGCUUACAACAAUAAGUCACACAUUAUCUUCUUCUUCAUUCAAAUAUACAUUGAUAUUGAUCUUGAACAUUACUAUAAUUACUUUAGCACAACAACAAGUCUUUAGUUUGCUUCUUGUUUUGCAAUCAACUGCGCCUUUUACAGCUUCAACCGUUGCGCGCUUCUCCUUAGGGAUGGAUAGGUGGGAGAGGAUUUAAAGAACUCAACUUCACCUGCACUGCUGCUUGUAUGCCAUGACUACAAGUGCAGGCUCUAAAGGGGAAAUGGAGGGGAUUACUGAGAGAUAUAGCAAGAUCAAGAAAGGUUCUUGGUUAGACCAAUUUCGAUAUGGUUCUAAUCCUUGGAUGGCUAGAUAUCUUUACGCCUUAUUGUUUCUCAUUGCUAAUUUGUUAGCUUGGGCUGUUCGUGAUUAUGGGCAUAGCAUUUUGAAAGAAAUGAAGAGACUUAAAGGAUGUAAUGGUGGUGAAGACUGUUUGGGUGCAGAAGGAGUAUUAAGAGUUAGCUUGGGGUGUUCUCUUUUCUAUUUUGCCAUGUUCCUGUCUACAGCUGGUACUUCGAAAAUAAAUGACCGUAGAGAAUUAUGGCACUCAGGAUGGUGGUUUGCCAAGCUUUUCAUGAACAUUUCUCUAAUUAUACUGCCCUUUCUUCUUCCAGCAGAAAUUAUUUCAAUCUAUGGCCAGGUUGCGCAUUUUGGUGCUGGGGUCUUUUUACUAAUCCAGCUGAUAAGUAUAAUCAGUUUUAUCACAUGGCUGAAUGAUUGCUGUCAUUCUGAGAAAUACGCUGUGAGAUGCCACAUCCAGAUGAUGUUGCUUGCGACAGUUGCAUAUGUUAUAUGCAUCCUUGGGAUCAUCUUAAUGUACAUUUGGUAUACGCCUCAACCAUCGUGUCUUCUGAAUAUUUUCUUCAUCUCCUGGACGUUAGUACUACUGCAACUCAUGACCAGUGUUUCUCUUCACCCAAAGGUGAAUGCUGGUUUCCUGACUCCAGGUUUUAUGGGGCUAUAUGUGGUGUUUCUCUGCUGGUCUGCCAUCAGAAGCGAACCUGCAGAGGAGAUAUGCAUCCGGAAAGCAGAAUCAGCUACUGGAAAAGGAGACUGGUUCACCAUCAUAAGCUUUGUUGUAGCGGUCCUUGCAAUUGUCAUUGCAACAUUUUCAACUGGAAUUGAUUCAAAAUGCUUUCAGUUCAAAAAGGAUGAUGUACCUGAAGAAGAUGAUGUGCCAUAUGGUUAUGGAUUCUUUCACUUCGUCUUUGCCACAGGAGCUAUGUAUUUUGCAAUGCUAUUAAUCGGAUGGAAUCCGAAUCACACCAUGAAGAGGUUUACAAUAGAUGUUGGUUGGACCAGUACUUGGGUAAGGAUAGUGAAUGAAUGGCUUGCAGUUUGUGUUUACAUAUGGAUGCUCGUGGCUCCUAUCGUUUGGAAAAGAAGGCAACUAGCAGCAUCACAAGUGUGACAGACUUCAGCACGUAAUCACAUUGCCAAGUUGCUGCAAUUCCUAUGGCUGGCCUUCGCGGCUUUCAUGCUUGUCCCGGAGGAAAAAAAUGAAGCAAGUCUCAGCAUAUGUGCUAUUUGAAGACAAAAUGUCCUGUCUAAUCACCUCUCUUCAAGCUAAAAACACUAUAUAAUAUGGAGCGGAGGGAUUAAGUCCGAUUAAAUCUUAGCCCUUUGUAUCUGGAAAGCAGAUAGAUACAUGUAAAUGUCAUAGCUUAUGUAACGUUAUAGAAUCUCGAUUUCUUGAUUUUUUUUUUCUUACAUCUUAGUGAAAAGUGAAAACAGAAAAAGGUUUAAAGAACACACAAUAGUGAAGGAAAUCUUUUCUUUUUUCUUUGAAUAGUUUGUACUCCCCUUGAACAUUGAUGGAAAAAUCAAGAACACACAAUUCUCAGGAUUCUUCUAUGUAAAUAUGUUCACUAGUCAUUAAAAACACACAUUUUGAGAGGA
Messenger RNA from Capsicum annuum, 2030 nucleotides. RefSeq names its product probable serine incorporator. Gene Ontology annotation, cellular component: membrane. NCBI's taxonomy places the organism in Eukaryota, Viridiplantae, Streptophyta, Magnoliopsida, Solanales, Solanaceae. The transcript has 13 exons. The record is from RefSeq and is a predicted model, not a curated record. Bases 325 to 1542 code for a protein of 405 amino acids.